AUGGUACUCCUGAGAUACUUGGAUGAUCUUGGAGAUGCUGCAUUGCUGCAGAUUGGGGAUAGAAGUAUGAGCCGUUUUUGUGUAAUUUUCACGGCCGUGGCCUUCCUGGCCUUCCCCGAUGUCUUCCUUUUUCCAACUGAACGUCGCCGUCGCGUCAGUCGAGUCCCGCGGGCGGUUUCUGAAAAUGACGCAGUGCCGCGACCGGAGCUUCCGAACUCCACGGAGCUCAUGUGUCGUCAAGCCGCUGAGAGCGUCAUGCGCGCCUAUCGCGAUGGCUAUACCCGGCAGGCCGUGAGGUUGCGCUUGGAUGCAGCGUAUUCGGGACAGGAAGACCUGAAGGCGUUGCUGAAGGCGACUUUGCCCUUGGCCAAAUCCUUUGCCACGAAGCUUUGGAACGGAGAAGCCCUCAGAGAUCUCAAGACUUCCCUGGUGGAUGACGAUGUCACGACCUUACUCUACAGAGAGGCGGACAACGCGCUGAUGGAUGCAGCAGUACUCUACCUACCCUCGCGGGAGGUAGUGACUUCACCGAAGUUCACCAACUUCUUCCAAAGUAUGGGUGACCGUUUGGUGGUGGUCACGAACACCGAAAACGCCGCCGCGGGGUGGAGAGUCGAAAAUAUGGGCGCCGAUUUCUAUGAUGGCUCUGACUUGGGGCUGGAGGUAUGCAAAGUUUUCCAACAGCAGAGCUACUACUACCAGCUGGUGCCCAUCAAUAACUGGCAGGUCACCUUUUUUCGGGCGUAUCCUCAUCCUUGGGAGUUAUGGAUCGAAGACUUAGAAUUUAAUCUGGUAAAGCUGGGCGAAAGUGAACGGAAACCCAGUUAUGAUCAGAUCAUGGCUUGGAUGGAGGCCUAUGAAGAACGUGCCGGCGUGCAAGCUUUCCAGAAAGUGGGCAAAUUGCUGCGCGACAACCAAGAAAAAUUGGAUCCCAAUGAAGCGGGGCUCGCUGUAGGGACCUAGUGCCGUGAUGUCGCGUGGCCUGAUGAACUGAAGACUUAUGGGGAUCAGAUGAUCAAAC
This is a messenger RNA of Cladocopium goreaui, 1021 nucleotides long. The record is from the annotation of a GenBank genome assembly. NCBI's taxonomy places the organism in Eukaryota, Dinophyceae, Suessiales, Symbiodiniaceae.